GCAACGUUGAGCCAGAGUACCAUGCGCUCUCCUGAACAAUAUUUGUCGCAAUGCGAUCAUCUCCCGCAUCGAGAACAUGCAAAUAAUGCCUACGAAGGGAACUUCUCGAAUUCCCCAAUGUCGACAUCAGGCGAACAAACAAGCAGCUCUACCCUCUUGCAACCGACGCGAGAAUCCUUUCAUCACAGCGCGACGAAUGAGUUGGACAAUGGGCCUGGCGUUGAGCUAGAACUCGGUCAAGCCGCCGUGGCGCACCUAGCUUCAAACUCCUUACCAGACAUAGGCUUCCCGGAUGACACUGUCGAUAUCAUGAGUCUUUCGGACCUUGGACCUGAGUUGUCCUUUGACCUCGACCCGCUUGAUUGGGGACUCUUCGAGAAUUCCCUAAUGACCUACCAGGAUGACGGCCUAAACACCACAACAAUUUCGGGCUCCCCAUACCAGGGAAUGUCAUUCUCGGGAAUUGGGCUUAGUCGUUUCGAAAACGACCUUCAAGAAGCAACUGUGGAUCUUAACUUGCCUGUGGGUAUCGAUAUGAUGCAGAUAUCUCCUCUAGAGGCCCACCGCAUACAAAUACUCCAAUGCAUGGAGGAGUCAGGCCUGGACAGGCGCCGAUUGGAGCACUGGCUGAGCCUUGAGAACAUGUCCCUGUUCAUACGCUCAUACUUCGCUUUCUUCCACCAGCAUACGCCACUUAUUCAUUUGCCUUUUUGGAACGUGGCAACUGCUAGUACGCAGCUCAUCUUCUCUAUUCUUUUAAUGGGUGCCAUGUAUUCUGGACAUCUGAACAGCCACAGCAGCGAAGACCGCCAACUGUGUCAUCUUGCACGAUCCUUUGCGUGGAAAUCUGACCCCGACCUAGAGAUCAAGUAUCGAGCGCGGUUAGAUACAAUUCAAGCUGUAUUCCUAGCGACAGUUCUGGAGGCAUUCUACUUCCCUUCGAAAGGAGAUCAUCCGGGAGUUGAUACGACACGGCUCUUUUAUGAAGCCAGAAAGGCACAGGUUUUCAAACGUAUUCACUCUGGACCGGAUCCUCAGAAAUUAAAUUGGGACCAGUGGUCUGUUCAAGAAUGUCGAAUAAGAACCGCGUUCAUAUUC
Ilyonectria robusta is the source of this 1098-nucleotide messenger RNA. RefSeq lists its product as uncharacterized. The record is from RefSeq and is a predicted model, not a curated record. NCBI's taxonomy places the organism in Eukaryota, Fungi, Ascomycota, Sordariomycetes, Hypocreales, Nectriaceae. Gene Ontology annotation, cellular component: chromatin. The annotation marks the transcript as partial. The transcript has 2 exons. Gene Ontology annotation, biological process: regulation of transcription by RNA polymerase II; DNA-templated transcription. Gene Ontology annotation, molecular function: RNA polymerase II cis-regulatory region sequence-specific DNA binding; DNA-binding transcription factor activity, RNA polymerase II-specific; zinc ion binding.